This is a messenger RNA of Culex pipiens pallens (northern house mosquito), 474 nucleotides long. RefSeq lists its product as uncharacterized. The record is from RefSeq and is a predicted model, not a curated record. The transcript has a single exon. Bases 1 to 474 code for a protein of 157 amino acids. Lineage: Eukaryota; Metazoa; Arthropoda; Insecta; Diptera; Culicidae.
AUGGAAACAAGCUUUCUUUACCUCCUUCUUCUGCUAGUUCCAGCAAUUGUAAGCGCCCAAGUUCCCACCGGCUGUGUCGAGAUAAAAAAUGCCAACAUCAAAAAGUACCUGGUCGUUUCGCACAAGGAGAGCCACGACGCGGAUCGUCGCCACGUGACCUACAGCAGAGUGCCCGAACAGUGGCUGAUUUACCACGACCAGGGCCACUACCGGGUUCUGCACCAGCGGCUGCUGGAGGACCUGUUCGUGUCGGCCCAGGCCUGGCGGGGCCGUUACGUGUUCACCUGGAUGCCCGGAGAACGGAUCACUAACGGCCUGUGGGACAUUCUGCCCACCGGAGGGGGCAACUUUAUCUUCCAAAACGCAUACUACCGGGACUGUUUGCACACCAAGGGUUCGUUCGGGUGGGUUCAAGCGCUGCCGGAGUGCCAGGGAAGGGAUUUUGAGUGGGAAAUUCGUCUGGCUGAUUGUUGA